Molecule: messenger RNA, 346 nt
Organism: Peromyscus leucopus (white-footed mouse)
Lineage: Eukaryota; Metazoa; Chordata; Mammalia; Rodentia; Cricetidae
Product: small ubiquitin-related modifier 1-like
Exons: 1
Coding region: 32-346 (104 amino acids)
Biological process (GO): protein sumoylation
Cellular component (GO): nucleus; PML body
Molecular function (GO): ubiquitin-like protein ligase binding; protein tag activity
Source: RefSeq, a predicted model, not a curated record
CCCCCCCCCCCCCGGUGAAGCCACCGUCACCAUGUCUGACCAGGAGGCAAAACCUUCAACUGAGGACUUAAGGGAUAAGAAGGAAGGAGAAUACAUUAAACUCAAAGUUAUUGUACAGGAUAGCAGUGAGAUACAUUUCAAAGUGAAAAUGACAACACAUCUCAAGAAACUCAAAGAGUCAUACUGUCAGAGACAGGGAGUUCCAAUGGAUUCACUCGGGUUUCUCUUUGAUGGUCAGAGAAUUGCUGAUAAUCAUACUCCAAAAGAACUUGGAAUGGAGGGAGAAGAUGUGAUUGAAGUUUAUCAGGAACAAACAGGGGGGGGGGUCAUUCCAGGGUUUAGAUAA